Messenger RNA from Anneissia japonica, 1425 nucleotides. RefSeq names its product neurensin-1-like. The coding region runs from base 203 to 997 and encodes 264 amino acids. Gene Ontology annotation, biological process: nervous system development. The record is from RefSeq and is a predicted model, not a curated record. The transcript is spliced from 2 exons. Gene Ontology annotation, cellular component: neuron projection; neuronal cell body; transport vesicle. Lineage: Eukaryota; Metazoa; Echinodermata; Crinoidea; Comatulida; Comatulidae.
UCAAUUAAUUCAGCAGUGUCUGAAUAAAGAAUUGGUUAACGUCGCGCAUACAAUUUCUUUAGGUUGUUGCAGAGAAUAUCGAGUGGUGACUAUAAGUCGUUUGUCCGCAUUCAAGAUGGAUAUUUAUGCGUGAAAACGAUGCAUGUCGUAUCAAUUGACAAAGGACAGAUUGAUAAAAGGACUACGUCAGUAAUCGAGCUACAUGGCCGACAAAAGCUGCCAGGGUAGGACUGAGAUCAGUGGUGGUGGUGGUGGUGGUGGUAGUAGUGGCAACAACAGAGUCAGUGCACCAACAACAGACGAAGACAGUAACAGAAGACAGUUCCCUGCGUCUGCGCGACGGAAAAAGUUAACGCGUCCACCGAGGCUGGAAAGCGUUUCAGAAAGCGAUGUAAGCGUCGGUGCCAACGACUCUCCCCAUGGUUCGGAAUUUGGAGUAAGAUCAUAUCUACAUAAUUUCUACGAAAAUCCGAAAGGAUACCAAAGUUGCUCGGGAUACCGACGAUUCGGUAGAGAAAGCCUUAGAAGAAAACGGUGCAGAUGUGGAAUAUGGUGGUGGAAAGCGUGUGCGUGGGUCGGGUUCAACCUACUUAUACUCUCGGUAAUCAUAAGCUUGAUAGGGUAUUUAGUAAAUCCCAGAAAAGAGAUUCAAGAUGUCCAGAAUAAUAUUGAUAUUGUCGACGAAGAUGCAAUUCAAUUUAAUGAACGAUUAAACACAGCGAAGUUGGUUGGUCUUGUUUUGUUAUGCGUUGGAGGCGUCCUUUUGGCUGUGUCACUUUUGAUUCCGAGUUUUUCAAGUCGAAUUGACGAUGACGGAUUUGGUGAACUGUCAUUUUUUGCUGAUUCUAGUUUCCCACCUUACAUGCCGGUUGCUACGGAACAAGAAAGCCUUGACGAGGGAAUUCCUUAUACGUCAGAAUUAACGAGUGUUCAGCCAAUGAGAGACAAGCAAGAGGGAGUGAUUGCUGGGAAAGAUGUUCAGGUUUUGACAAGUUAAUCUUUUUCUGGCGAUCACUUGACGAACUUUUUCUCACCAGCAAUGAGAGCGAUGGCAAAUACCAUGUGAUGAGAACAUUGCAUAAUAAGGACUGAUUUGCUUAGAAACCACCCCCCCCCCCACCUUCCAAAAGUUCUCCAGAUUACAGGUCACUGAUCUACAUUGACUUAGUUUCUACAUUGCAAUUGUAGGUGACACCAACAGAACCGUUUUUUUUUGUUUUUUUGUUUUUUUAUAUAUAAGCAAAGUAUAUUUUAACCCCAAAUAUAGGUAUAAAAAAAACCCCUUCAGAUAUUUUGCUACAACUGUAAUUUUUCCAAGCAUGGUAAUUGAAAAUUCAACUCAUGUUUUUUGUUGAAAUUUUCUUCACUGCCAUCAUGUUCAUCGUGUGAAAUCGUCAAUAAAAUCAUCUAUUCUUAGAAAGAAAA